AUUUAUACCCGAUCUGGCCACAGUGCGAAGUUCGUCGUUUCUAGUAUCGACGUCGGUGCACUCAAUUAUGCCAAAUCUGGACACACUGUGGUUUUUAUACGAUGUCACAGUGCAAUUGCGGAAAGAUCCACGAUGAAGGAAAUUUGGGUAUGGAGUAUAGUUUGUAUAAGAAAAUUGAUAUACAAAAUGUGGAAUGCCUAAACGAAUGUCAAGAAGGUAGCGGUGCUACUGUAUUCAAGCCAUGGGAAGAUAGAUUAGAUACAAGCAGAUAUGUUGAAAGUGACAUGGAUAACGAUCUCCUAUUUAAUAUUCCUUUUACAGGAAACGUAAAAUUAAAAGGCCUUAUCGUUAUUGGCAGUGAAAAUGAUUUUCAACCAAAUAAAGUAAAAUUAUAUAAAAAUCGACCUUUUAUGACAUUGGAUGAUGUAGCCACAGAACCCGAACAAGAAUUUGAAUUAUGUAUUGAUAUGCAUGGAAUGCAUGAAUAUUCUCUUAAGAUAGUAAAAUUUUCAUCUGUAUAUCACUUAAGUUUAUAUUUUACUGGCAAAGAAGGAGUAGAUAAAAUCAAAAUUUAUUAUAUUGGAUUAAAAGGGGAAUGGUCUCCUGGUCAUCAACACGGUGUUACUAUUUGCACGUACGAAUUACGUCCACAGAUACAUGAACAUGCAAAGGAUCAUGAUAAUGUCGAUAGAGCAAUUACUUGAUUUUAUAGUAGGAACCGAACAAAAAAUUCGUUCUCUGCUUUGAAGCAAAGAAUUCCG
Colletes gigas is the source of this 761-nucleotide messenger RNA. Its product is annotated as PITH domain-containing protein GA19395. The transcript has 6 exons. The coding region runs from base 102 to 704 and encodes 200 amino acids. The record is from RefSeq and is a predicted model, not a curated record. Lineage: Eukaryota; Metazoa; Arthropoda; Insecta; Hymenoptera; Colletidae. Gene Ontology annotation, cellular component: nucleus.